Molecule: messenger RNA, 2819 nt
Organism: Myripristis murdjan (pinecone soldierfish)
Lineage: Eukaryota; Metazoa; Chordata; Actinopteri; Holocentriformes; Holocentridae
Gene: avpr2b.1
Product: arginine vasopressin receptor 2b, tandem duplicate, 1
Exons: 2
Coding region: 197-1270 (357 amino acids)
Biological process (GO): G protein-coupled receptor signaling pathway; positive regulation of vasoconstriction; regulation of systemic arterial blood pressure by vasopressin
Cellular component (GO): plasma membrane
Molecular function (GO): vasopressin receptor activity; peptide binding
Source: RefSeq, a predicted model, not a curated record
CACUUCAGUUUCCGCUUGCAGACCAGUUGCUGCCUAUUGGUAAUUGGUAAUAUGUGAUUCAUGAAUCACAUAUUCAUGAAAACAAUUAUUGUUAAAGUCGGGUGCCUCAUUUCUUUUAAACUUGUUUUGGCUAUUUAUGUACGUCGAAUGCAGCUGAGUUGUGGUUCUAUAACUGUGUUCAACUACUCCUGAAACCAUGGCUUGGUUCAGUGCAAAUAAUAGUAAUAUUAGUUUGGAGAGCAGACAACCUGGGGAUCGGCCACGGGAUGAAAGCUUGGCACAAGUGGAAAUAGCUCUUCUGGCCACAAUCUUCAUCACUGCUGGGAUCCUUAACUUUGGCUUGUUGCUGGCGCUGUGGAAACGCAGGAAGCAGCUGUCGAGGAUGCGCGUCUUCGUUUUCCACCUGUGCGUCGCCGAUCUGGUGGUCACGUUCUUCCAAGUUUGUCCCCAACUCGUGUGGGACAUAACGGACAGAUUCGUGGGUCCCGACAUCGUGUGCCGCGCAGUGAAGUACCUGCAGGUCGUCGGUAUGUUUGCCUCUACUUACAUGAUAGUGGUGAUGACUAUAGACCGGUACCAGGCUAUCUGCAACCCCAUGGUGACUUUCCAGCGGCGCAGGGCGCGCUGGAACGGUCCGGUGUGCGCCGCCUGGUCCGUCUCCCUCCUCGGCAGCGUGCCGCAAGUCUUCAUCUUUUCUCGGGUUGAAAUCGCACCUGGUGUGUACGACUGCUGGGCAGACUUCGUCAAGCCGUGGGGGCUGAAAGCCUACGUCACCUGGACGACUCUUGUCAUAUUCGUCUUGCCCAUUAUCACCGUGAUUGUGUGCCAGGUGCGCAUCUGCCGCACCUUGCAGAUCAACUUUCACAUGAAGACGCAUCAGGUUGCAGAGGCGGUCAGCAAGCCGCUGUCCUCCAGGGCGAGCAGCGUGGCCGGCGUGUCCAAGGCGAGGGUGAAGACUGUGAAGAUGACCGUGGUCAUUGUGCUCGUCUACAUCAUCUGCUGGGCGCCUUUCUUCACCGUGCAGCUGUGGUCAGUCUGGGACGCCGAGGCGCCCACAGAGACUGCCACCUUCACCAUCCUGAUGCUGCUGGCCAGUCUGAACAGCUGUGCAAACCCAUGCAUCUAUCUGCUCUUCAGUGGGAAGCUGCCCAAGAGGCUGGUGGCCCUGAUGUGCAUCGACCAGCCGGAUCUGAAGGAGUCCAUCCAGGAAGACGCCACCAUGGUCAGCUCCCUGUACAUCAGCCUCAAGAGCCUGUCAGACUCCAGAUAAAAGCCCGAUACCCCUGAUGCUUUUGUCACAUCAAGACUCAGAUGGCCAGCUGAACAUGGCGUGAAAAUAUCUCUCCUUUAUUAAGAACUAUGGCAGCUUACUCCUACAGUAAGAUUUAGAGGGAUGCAACACAAAAAGCACAGCAAAGAUCAGCAUAUGAAUAUUAAAGUGCUGCCACACAAGAUUAAUAAAAUCCAUUAAGUGCAGUAAGGUCUGCAUAAGGCCACUAGCGAGUACCAAGCACACUUGUCCAUGUGGAAAUAUCAUAGUGAUAUAUUGGAGAUGUAAAAUACUAUAAAUAUGAGAGGUCGCUAUUAAUUCACAAUUGCACAGACGCAAUAUGCAAUAUGCAUCCCUGUGGGAAUAUUACAGAAGUAUUGACACAUUUUAUUUUUCAUUUGAGAGCAUAUGAUACAAGUGGCCAGCUGACGUCAAUUUCAGACAAUUAAACCACAAAUUGUGCUCUUUAUUUUAUUCACAGUGGUUACUGUGACUGUGAGAGAGAAGACAGGCAGGUCUAUAAAUAUGUAAAUAUGGACUAUAAUCAUGAAAUAGAGGAACCAUUACAAAAAGAGAAGAAAAAAGAAUAAAGGAUGGUAUGGUCACACUUUACUGGGAUAAUGUAAUGGUGAUACUCGGCUAUUUACUAAUUAUAGUGUAUCACAAAAAAGUCUGCUGAUUUUCAAGUGAGAUAUGUGUGAAACAUAGUCAAUACAUAUUCAGUGUCUGGGCUAUGGUUAGUUUUAGGAUUGUGAUUGGGAAUAGGUUGAUGUGAGUGUAGGGUUACAUAGCCUGGAGAUGCAGUAAAUAGGCAAGUGAACUUUGCUGAACAUUUAAUUUUUUGUCACAUGACAGCUGAGUAUGAACAUUAGAUAAUCCCAAUAAAGUAUUAAUUUGUUGUCACCACAUGUGAUAUGUUUGUCAGGGAGGGUCAAAGUAUUGUAAGUGUGAUUUGACAGGCACUGACUCAAAAUAGGGCAGGCCUGUAUGUGCUUGUUUGUCCUCUUAAGAUGAUUGUAGAUGUCAGUCUGUUUUACAUCUGUAGUGCCACCUGUUUGUUUGCAUGAUGUAGGAUCACAGCAGACAUCUACUGGCUGAAGGUUGAAGUAGUUUACAUCAGAAAACACCACAUUAGUCCUCUCUAUUCAGUUUCAGUUUGGACUAUCCAGAUAAAGUAUUGCCAUUUUUCACUUUUAACAGGAUGAUGAUCAGUUAUCCCUCAGUAAUCAGAGGAAGACAUACAGAGAGAGUGCGGGCUGUUGAUCAUAAUGUGAUGGGCGUGCAUUGUGCGUAACAUCAUGUGCAAUUAAAAUCCACCCUUCACAUAUUCAACAAUGAUCAUUUAGAAGCCCACAGAGAACCUGUUGAGGUAUAAUUAAAGAUGAGUCACUAAUCAUGGCGAUGUAGCUAAAAUCAUUCUGCUGUACAAAAUCCUGCAUGAAUUCAUUUGCAGAACACCAUUAUCAGCCAGAAGAAUCUAAAUGCACUUCUGUAGGAGUCGAUUGUUCAGAGGCACUUAGACAAAUUAAAUGAAGGAGUGGUUCCUGAA